UAAAGAAGCACACCUCCAUCUAUUUAUGAUAUACUUGCCUACAAGCAAUAUAGAAGAAAAAUUGAUCUGCUCCUCGUGCGAUUAGUUAAAAGAAAAAAUACAACUACGUGCGGCUAUUAUGAACUGCUAAUUUCUUUUCGAUCGGCCAUAUUCAAUUUGAGAGAGAGAGAGAGAGAGAGAGAUGGAGAUGGAGAUGGAGAAGCGGAGGAAGAGACAGAGAGGUGGUGGCCGGCGGCGAGUGGUGCUGGUGUCGUUCCCGCUGCAAGGACACGUAAACCCAAUGCUGCAGCUGGGGAACAUGCUUCACUCCAGGGGGUUCUCCAUCUCCCUCCUCCACUCCCUCGAGCCCACCUUCCCGGCCGUUAACCAUUCCCACUUCCGUUUCCACCGCCUUUCCGACGGCUUCUCCCAUCCCGAUCUCCCCGCUGGCGACCCAGCCUCCCAAAUUGACUUUCUCAAUACCAUCUGCACCGCGCCGCUCCGGGACUACUUAUCGGCCCAGUUGUCGCAGCCACGGCCAUCCGAUGAGAAUAACAACGAGAUGAUCGCCGCCGUCAUCUACGACGGAGUUAUGCACUUCGCCGAAGCCGUGGCUCAUCAACUGGAGAUCCCCAGCAUCUUGCUGCACACCUGCUCACUCGCCGCCUUGCUAUCUUACGCCGCCAUCCCUCAAUUCCAUCGCCAAGGCCUUUUUCCGCCGCAGGAUUGUAUAUUGCAAGAAGAAGUGUCUGAACUUCAUCCCCUUAGGUUCAAGGAUUUGCCAUUCUAUGAUUCUAUGAAGUUUGAAGGCUUCCUCAAACUAGUGGCUACUAUCUGCAAUCCAAAGACUUCUUGUGCCAUCAUCUACAACACAAUAGACUUCCUCGAACAACCAUUAUUGAUACAACACCAAAAACAGUAUCGAGUUCCAUUCUUUACAAUUGGGCCUUUUCACAAAAUGGCUCCAACUUCCUCUUCUAGCUUACUAAAAGAAGAUGACAAGUGCAUUAAAUGGCUAAACAAGCAAGUGGAUCACUCUGUUAUCUAUGUAAGCUUUGGGAGCAUAAGUUUCAUAGAGGAGAAAGAACUAACCCAUAUGGCUCAGGGUUUAGUAGAUAGCGAGCAACCUUUCUUGUGGGUAGUUCGCCCCGAUUUGGUUCUUGGAUUGAACAAUAUUGAGCCCUUACUAGAAAAUUUUAAAGAUAAGGUGGGAGAAAGAGGUUGCAUUGUGAAAUGGGCACCUCAAAAAGAGGUUUUGGCACAUCGAGCUAUAGGAGGGUUUUGGAGCCAUUGCGGUUGGAAUUCGACUAUGGAGAGUAUUUGUGAAGGGAUUCCAAUGAUAUGUCGACCAUUCGAUGGCGACCAGACAGUGAAUGCAAGGUACUUGAGCCAUGUGUGGAGGGUGGGAUUAAACAUAGAAAUAAAGAAUGGAUUGGAUGGAGGAGAGAUUGGAAGGACUAUAAGAAGGCUAAUUAUAGAGGAAGAAGGGAAGGAAAUGAGGCAGAGGGCAAUAGAAUUGAAGAAAAAGGUUGAACUCUGUGUAAAGGAAGGAGGUUCUUCUUGCAUGGCCUUGGAUGAAUUGAUUAAGCACAUAUUAUCUUUGUGACGUUACUGUACUUGAGAGGAAUGCCACACGUUUUAUUUUAUUUUAUUUUGAGGAGGUGGGGUGGGGGAAGGAGUAAAAUUUGUUCACAACCCUCUAGUUUUUGAAAAUGACAUUGUACGCUUAUAUGUCUAAAGUACAAAUAUCUUUAAUUGGUAA
Molecule: messenger RNA, 1741 nt
Organism: Malania oleifera
Lineage: Eukaryota; Viridiplantae; Streptophyta; Magnoliopsida; Santalales; Ximeniaceae
Product: UDP-glucose iridoid glucosyltransferase-like
Exons: 2
Coding region: 182-1585 (467 amino acids)
Molecular function (GO): UDP-glycosyltransferase activity
Source: RefSeq, a predicted model, not a curated record